Lemur catta (Ring-tailed lemur) is the source of this 2810-nucleotide messenger RNA. RefSeq names its product putative ATP-dependent RNA helicase DDX11-like protein 8. The record is from RefSeq and is a predicted model, not a curated record. Lineage: Eukaryota; Metazoa; Chordata; Mammalia; Primates; Lemuridae. The transcript has 27 exons. The coding region runs from base 31 to 2760 and encodes 909 amino acids. Gene Ontology annotation, cellular component: nucleus. Gene Ontology annotation, biological process: nucleobase-containing compound metabolic process; establishment of sister chromatid cohesion. Gene Ontology annotation, molecular function: DNA binding; hydrolase activity, acting on acid anhydrides, in phosphorus-containing anhydrides; DNA helicase activity.
AAGCCUUUCGUGGAGGCAUUAGAAAGGACCAUGGCUGAUGGAACCCAGAAGAUUCCUGGCAUCCAAUUUCCCUUUCCCUUCACACCCUAUUCCAUCCAGAAGGACUUUAUGGCAGAGCUGUACCAGGUUUUGGAGGCUGGCAAGAUUGGGAUAUUCGAGAGUCCAACUGGCACUGGAAAGUCCUUAAGUCUCAUUUGUGGGGCCCUCUCCUGGCUCCGUGACUUUGAAGAGAAGAAGCGUCAAGAAGAGGCGCGUCUCCUGGAAACUGGGCCCUCUCAGGAUGAGAAGGACCCACCCCCACUUCUCUCAGCUUCCUGCCGAGAGACCGCAGACGCCCCGGGGCCUGCUGGAGAACCGGACUGGGUGACUCAGUUUGUGCAGAAGAAAGAAGAAAGGGACCUGGUGAACCGACUGAAGGAGGAGCAGAUCCGGAGGAGGAAGCGAGAAGAACGCCUGCAGCGGAUCCAUCACAACUCGCAGCUCACGUAUGCAGCCAAGCGCCUGAGACAGGAAGAAGAAGAAACCGAGAGUCUCCUCCGCCUCAGCAGGGAGAUGCUGGCAGCAGGAACGGGGGCUGAGCAGCCGGAGCAGCUGGAGUCUGGGGAGGAGGAGCUGGUCCUGGCCGAAUAUGAGAGCAAUGAGGAGAGAAGAACAGCUCGAGGAGUGGAUGAGGAUGAGGAUGACCUGGAGGAACAUGUGACUAAGAUUUAUUACUGCAGUCGGACACACUCCCAGCUGUCCCAGUUUGUGCAUGAAGUACACAAGAGCCCCUUUGGCAAGGACAUCCGGCUCGUCUCCCUGGGCUCUCGGCAGAACCUUUGUGUGAACGAAGACGUGAAGAGCCUGGGUUCUGUGCAGCUUAUUAACGACCGCUGCGUGGACAUGCAGAGAAGCAAACACGAGAAGAGGGAUGAAGCUGAGGAGGAGAAGCCAAAGAGAAGGAGGCAGAAGAAGGCUUCCUGCCCCUUCUACAACCACGAGCAGAUGCACCUCCUCCGGGACGAGAUCCUGGCAGAGGUGAAGGACAUUGAGCAGCUGGUGGCCGUUGGGAACAAGGCCCGGGCCUGUCCCUAUUAUGGGAGCCGGUUUGCCAUUCCUGCAGCCCAGCUGGUGGUGCUGCCCUACCAGAUGCUGCUGCACGCGGCCACCCGGCAGGCGGCGGGCAUCCGGCUGCAGGGCCAGGUGGUGAUCAUCGACGAGGCCCACAACCUGAUCGACACCAUCACGGGCAUCCACAGUGUGGAGGUCAGCGGCUCCCAGCUCUGCCAGGCCCAUUCCCAGUUGCUCCAGUACAUGGAACGAUACGGGAAGCAUCUGCAGGCCAAGAACCUGAUGUACAUGAAACAGAUCCUGUACGUGCUGGAGAAGUUUGUGGCCAUGCUGGGGGGGAACAUUAAGCAAAAUCCCAGCACGCAGAGCCUCCCGCAGACAGGGACGGAGCUGAAGACCAUCAACGACUUCCUCUUUCAGAGCCAGAUCGACAACAUCAACCUGUUCAAGGUAGAACGCCUCUGCACGGGGCUCUCUGUCCCGACCCAGCUCUUCGGCUUCACAGAACGAUACGGCGCGGUCCUCUCGUGCUCCCGGGAGCGGCCCAGGCUGGCUGGGUUUCGGCAGUUCCUGCAGAGCCUGCAGCCCGGGGUGACUGAGGCCCCUGCAGCCCCUGUGGACGAGGGCCAGGCCAGGGGCCCCACGUCCCCACUGAUGCACGUUGAAGGCUUCCUCGCAGCUCUCACCAUGGCCAACCAGGACGGCAGGGUCAUCCUGAGCCGCCAAGGUUGCGGGGGACGCCCUGGGGCCUGGUGGUUAAGACACCCUCAGAGCAGCCUCAAAUUCCUGCUGCUGAAUCCAGCCGUGCACUUUGCCCAGGUGGUGAAGGAGUGCCGGGCCCUGGUCAUUGCGGGGGGCACCCUGCAGCCGGUGUCUGACUUCCGGGAGCAGCUGCUGGCCUGUGCCGGGGCGGAAGCUGAGCGAGUGGUGGAGUUUUCCUGUGGUCACGUGAUCCCCCCGGACAACAUCCUGCCCAUCGUCCUCUGCAGCGGCAUCUCCGGCCAGCCGCUGGAAUUCACGUUCCAGCGCAGGGAGCUGCCGCAGAUGAUGGACGAGGCAGGUUGCAUUCUCUGUAACCUGUGCAAUGUGGUUCCCAGAGGGGUGGUCUGUUUCUUCCCCUCCUACGAGUACCAGCGCCGGGUCCACGCCCACUGGGAGAAGAGUGGCCUGCUGGGCCGCCUGGCCGCCAGGAAGAAGAUUUUCCAGGAACCCAAGAGUGCAAACCAGGUGGAGCAGGUGCUGACGGAGUAUUCCAAGUGCACUGAGCGCUGUGGCCAGGCAAAAGGCAGGGUGACGGGGGCCUUGCUCUUCGCCGUGGUUGGAGGAAAGAUGAGUGAAGGGAUCAACUUCUCUGACAACCUAGGCCAGUGUGUGGUCAUGGUGGGCAUGCCCUACCCCAACGUCACGUCUCCAGAGCUACAAGAGAAGAUGGCCUACCUGGAUCAGACCCUUAAGGCCACGGAAGGCCCCCCAGGGAGGGCUUUGGUGGAGAACCUGUGCAUGAAGGCUGUCAACCAGUCCAUAGGCAGGGCCAUCAGGCACCAGCGGGACUUUGCCAGCAUAGUGCUCCUGGACCAGCGCUGCGCCCAGCGCCCCGUCCUGGCCAAGCUGCCAGCCUGGAUCCGAGACCGUGUGGAGGUCACAGCCUCCUUUGGCCCUGCCAUAGCCGCCCUGCAGAAGUUUCAUCGGGAGAAGUCUGCCUCUUCCUAAUGCGCAGGGACACCACUGCCCCUGCCAGGCCCUUCCUUCCCCAGGGCUGC